Schistocerca americana (American grasshopper) is the source of this 345-nucleotide messenger RNA. RefSeq names its product extensin-like. Lineage: Eukaryota; Metazoa; Arthropoda; Insecta; Orthoptera; Acrididae. Bases 1 to 345 code for a protein of 114 amino acids. The record is from RefSeq and is a predicted model, not a curated record. The transcript has 2 exons.
AUGAAGGUACUAACUGCAGCAAUAGCAGAAGAAACACCAUCAGCAACAGCAGAAGCAACUCCUCCAGCAGUAGAACCAGUUCCUAUAGCAGCAGCACCAUCUCCCACACCAGCAGUAGCAGAACCAACUCCUUUACCAGUAAUAGCAGAAACAACUCCUCCACCAGCAGCAACUAAACCAACUUCACCAACAGCAGAAACAGUACCAUCUCCUCCUCCAUCACCUUCAAGAGUAGCAGAAAAGAAUAGACCAGUCACAGUAAGUAAAGUAUCAUCUUUGUCUCAUGAUGAAGUGAUACCAAAUGAUUUGGGAAAACAUGUUCCUAUAAAACUUGUGGACAGUUGA